Equus caballus (horse) is the source of this 2048-nucleotide messenger RNA. RefSeq names its product coagulation factor II, thrombin (gene F2). Gene Ontology annotation, biological process: positive regulation of blood coagulation; proteolysis; blood coagulation. Gene Ontology annotation, cellular component: extracellular region. The record is from RefSeq and is a predicted model, not a curated record. NCBI's taxonomy places the organism in Eukaryota, Metazoa, Chordata, Mammalia, Perissodactyla, Equidae. Gene Ontology annotation, molecular function: serine-type endopeptidase activity; calcium ion binding.
GUUCAACAUUAACCUGGAGGGGUCAGGACGAACCCUCAGAGUCCCAGCAGCCGACACACUAUGGCGCACGUCCGCGGCCUGUGGCUACCUGGCUGCCUGGCCCUGGCUACCCUGUUUGGCCUUGUGCACAGCCAGCAUGUGUUCCUGGCCCCUCCGCACGCAUUGUCGCUGCUCCAGCGGGUCCGCCGCGCCAACAGCGGCUUCCUGGAGGAGCUGCGCGAGGGCGACCUGGAGCGGGAGUGCGUGGAGGAGCAGUGCAGCCACGAGGAGGCCUUCGAGGCCCUGGAGUCUUCCAGCGCCACGGAAGCGUUCUGGGCGAAGUACACAGCUUGUGAGUCGGUGAGGAAACCUCGAGAAAAGCUCGUUGAAUGUCUGGAAGGUAACUGCGCCGAAGGUCUGGGUAUGAACUACCGAGGGCACGUGAACUUUACCCGGUCAGGCAUCGAGUGCCAGCUGUGGAGGAGUCGUUACCCACACAAGCCCGAAAUCAACUGCACCACCCACCCUGGGGCCGACCUGCAGGAGAAUUUCUGCCGCAACCCGGAUGGCAGCUCUUCCGGGCCCUGGUGCUACACCACGGACCCCACCGUGCGGAGGGAGGAGUGCAGCAUCCCCGUGUGUGGUGGGCACGGCGUCACUGCGCAGCUGACCCCAUACUCCAGCUCCACGAAGAAUCUGUCACCUUCCUUGGAGUCAUGUGUCCCUGAUCGUGGCCAGCAGUACCAAGGUCGCCUAGCAGUGACCACACAUGGGUCCCCCUGCCUGGUCUGGGCCAGCAGUGAUGCCGAGGCCCUGAGCAAGGACCAGGACUUCAACCGGGAGGUGAAGCUGGUGGAGAACUUCUGCCGCAACCCAGACGGGGACGAGGAGGGCGUGUGGUGUUACGUGGCAGGGAAGCCUGGUUUCUUCGAGUACUGCGACCUCAACUACUGCGAGGAUCCACUGGAUGAGGAGGCGGAAGACCAGUUCGGCGAGGACCCGGACGCGCCCAUCGAGGGACGCACCACUGACGAGGACUUCCCGCUCUUCUUUGAUGUGAAGACCUUCGGCUCUGGGGAGGCAGACUGUGGGCUGCGGCCUCUGUUCGAGAAGAAGUCUGUAGAGGACAAAACGGAAAAGGAGCUUUUGGAUUCCUACAUUGACGGGCGCAUCGUGGAGGGCUGGGACGCCGAGCUGGGCCUCGCACCCUGGCAGGUAAUGAUUUUCCGGAAGAGUCCUCAGGAGCUGCUGUGUGGGGCCAGCCUCAUCAGUGACCGCUGGGUGCUCACAGCUGCCCACUGUCUCCUGUACCCGCCUUGGGACAAGAACUUCACUGAGAAUGACCUUCUGGUGCGCAUUGGCAAGCACUCCCGCACCAGGUACGAGCGAGGUGUUGAAAAGAUCUCCAUGCUGGAAAAGAUCUAUAUCCACCCCAAGUACAACUGGAGGGACAACCUGGACCGGGACAUCGCCCUCCUGAAGCUCAGGAGGCCCAUUGCGUUCAGCGACCACGUCCACCCCGUGUGCCUCCCCGACAAGGAGACCACAACCAGAUUGUUCCACGCUGGAUACAAAGGGCGGGUGACGGGCUGGGGCAACCUGAAGGAGACGUGGACGGGCCACAUCGGAGAGGUGCAGCCCAGCGUCCUGCAGGUCGUGAACCUGCCCAUCGUGGAGCACUCAGUCUGCAAGGCCUCCACCCGCAUCCGCAUCACCGACAACAUGUUCUGUGCUGGUUUCAAGCCCGAUGAAGGGAGACGAGGGGAUGCUUGUGAAGGUGACAGUGGGGGACCUUUUGUCAUGAAGAACCCCUUUAACAACCGCUGGUAUCAGAUAGGCGUCGUCUCAUGGGGUGAAGGCUGCGACCGAAAUGGAAAAUAUGGCUUCUACACACAUGUGUUCCGCCUGAAGAAGUGGAUACAGAAGGUCAUUGGUCGGUCUGGAGGUUAGGGGGCCAGCCCCAUCCUAGGCUCCUCUCUGCAAAAUCCCAGACACCAAUGCAAAGCAUUAUUUUUGUGGUUUGUUCUUGAAACUAUAGCUCUCAAUAAAAGUGACUGUCGAUGAGCCUC